Xiphias gladius (swordfish) is the source of this 3150-nucleotide messenger RNA. RefSeq names its product interleukin-13 receptor subunit alpha-1-like. The transcript is spliced from 10 exons. Gene Ontology annotation, molecular function: protein binding. The record is from RefSeq and is a predicted model, not a curated record. Bases 98 to 1360 code for a protein of 420 amino acids. Lineage: Eukaryota; Metazoa; Chordata; Actinopteri; Istiophoriformes; Xiphiidae.
UGUUUUUUUUUUUUUCAUUUUUUUUAAUUUCUAUUUCAUUUUAUUACAAUUUUUUGUGGCUGGAGGAAUCGACGGAGCCGGAACGCUCUCAGGAGAAAUGACCGCUCAGAAGCCCGAGGAGAACAUGAGAUCUUUUACCCGGGAGAUUUUCGCCUUCCUAAUCUGCACCGCCUUGGUAUUGGUGCCCUACUGCGAUGCAGAUCGCCUCCCUCCGCCGACAGAGCUGUCAUAUAAGUGGCUGGACCCCUGUGUUGUGAACGUGUUCUGGUCCUGGCAGAGGCCCAGCAGUCUGCCGGAGAACUGUGAAAUCAAGUAUGACUUCCGCCCGGCGAACACACCUAAAGAAGGAGAAGGGAGUGUGCGCACAGAAUGGAAAAAUUUGACAGUAGAAAGAUGUGUCACAGAUGAAAUGGCUGUUACUGGGACCGUCAGCGUUUAUACCGUUGCCUAUAAGUUCUGCGAUGGUUGGAACGACAGCACACCUGUAAGCACAAUCAUUAACAGCUCAAUUCCCCGAGCUGAAGUGGUGAAAGAUUUCAAAUGUGUCCUUGACACCAGGGGAAUGAACUGUUCCUGGAUCCCAGUAAAUCGGUCUCUUAACCUGACGCUCACCUAUAGGCCUUGUGGAUCCUCUGAGGAACGUAUAAAAAGUUUAAAAGUUUGUGAUCAACCUUACAGCGGUGAAAUACGGGAUGGUUGUUACCUGAAUCUUGGUCGUGACGAAACUGACAUCUGCAUUUUUGUGAGCACCGAAAUUGGAGGGAGCAUCAUCAGACCUUUACUUGAGAUACCUUCAUCGAAGCCAAGGAUCAGAGAAGACAAACAACACCUCAACCUGAGCUGGACACCUCCAGAGGUCGGAAAAGAUUGUGAAUGGAUAUACGAGAUCUGCUACACAGAAUGCAACAAGACCAAACCAUGCCGGAACUUCACUAUGAACGAGAGGAAUUCUCCGGAUCAGAAGACUCCUAGAAUAUUCUACAAUGAAGACUGCGAAUACAAACUCCGAUCCAGAGUCAGUAGUACCAACUCUUGCCCAGCAAUAAUCAGCAACUGGAGUGAGGUUGUGUCUUAUGGUACUAACAAGCCUCCUGACGUGACACUGGCCGUGGUUGCCAUUGUCAUCCCCAUCGUUCUGUUUGUCUGCGUCAUUCUGUCGUGCUACUGUUUCAGGAAGCACAGUGACAUUAUUUGCCCCAUCAUACCAGAUCCUUCAGCAAUAUUCAAGGAAAUGAUGAUGAACGGAAACAAAGAACUUAAGACCACAACAGGGAGUCUGUACACGCCGGUGCCAGAACCCAUUGAACCUUGCAAAAUUACCCUUAUAACCGAAAACAGCGUCCUGCAGCAAAACUCCUGAAAUGUAUAUGUUCACAGCAUUGCCGGCAGCACAGCUGGACUUCCGCUCUGGGUGAAUUCAUCGGGAACAUUUAAAGAGUAACUUAACACCACGCUGAAAAGCUUUGUUUUACCGACCUCUUCUGGCUGAAAGCUUCAAGUCCGUCGCACGUCUGACAAGUGUGCUCUAUCUUACUUGUACUGCGCUGGCCUGAAUAAAGCUCUGCAUCGCUGCAGCCAGGUGAGAACUUCAACUACUAGAGGGCAGCAAAAGCAAGAUUUUCAGCUACUAUUAAGUUACUCUCUAAGGGUGCUGCGGUUGUAAGCUGCUCCAUGUGUCAUGGACAGGAUGAGGAAAUGCAAUGAAUCCCUGGGACUGCCUUAAAAAACAGCUGCGCAGCUAUACACCCAGAAGAGCAAACAGGACAAGAAAGUUUGCCAUGCCUGCACUCUGCUGACACUUUCCUGUUGAGCACAGAGGAGGACGAAAAGGAUGAGGGCGGGUAGUGUGCUCGGCUGGAUAGAAUGGAGGACUGCAAGUUGGCCAAUGGAAGCUACAUUUACUCGGCACUGACCUACCAGUAAGAGAAGCUGGUGUAUCCCUGAAUAUCGGCCGUACAGAUCUAAGAGAUCACAGGGAACGACAACCCAAUGCCAGUAUGACUGCAAUUGUGGCAGCUGUACAAUGAGCUGGAAGGACUGGGAAAGACGUUACUACCUUUCUGCUGAGAGUGACCCCAAGACUGUACUGUGUCAGCCUCCGAAUGAGUCUGGGCAUGCAUCCAAACGCUGUUUUGUGAGGAACUGGGGGGGGGGGUGCAUGGCAAGUAGCACAAGGCCAGUGUCCUUGUGUUAGUCGUGGGAGUCUGUUCUUCGCAUCAAAAAAAGUAACAAAAGAAGGAAGAGACUUUAUCCCUUAAGUGAAAUUCAAUGAGGCAGAAUGGCUACAGUUGAAUGCUGAAUUUCUGAAACAAAACUUAACAUCCUCACAGUCAUGUCAUUUCCUCUGGUAAUCUGUUAUUCGUGCGUAUCAAAAGGAAUUACCCUGUUGUCAUCCGUCAGGAUAUAAACUGACCUGCAUGAACUUUGCUGACAGACACCGAUAGUUCUGACUUCAGCCUCUGGAUCCCAAAUGUGAGGAGUUCAUGUGACCCACUUCUUCAAAAUUUGACCCGUGGUGUUAAGAAGCCUUCGCACCCCUUUUACUUUGAAGCUCUUUAAAAACAUUUCUUUGCCUUUUUUUUUUUUUUGCUUAGUUGGAUUUCCUAGAACUACUUGUUGGGUGACUGCCGACUGUUUUUGCUGAUUAAACCGAAAGAGUGAAAAUGUUUGUGUGUGUUGUGCGUGUGUAUGUGUGAUUACAUGCCACUGGGAUACUUACAAUUGGCUAAUUCCAGCCUCCGGCUCCUUUGUAGUGACAGUUUAACAGGAAAUAUUGGAGCUGUAACAGUUUGUAGAUGUUGUUCAUGGAUUUUAUUGUCAGCUUGGAGCAGUGAAAUGUCUUAUCUUUAACAUUUCUACUACGGCAACCUGUGAAGAUAUCAACCAAAAUCCUCACAAAUGAUGGGAGGAAGGAUUUAAAAGUUUGUCACCUGUGCUUUGAUUAAUCUUAAUGGAUAAUGUACUGAUACAUUAUAGAUCAGUAAUAGCCCUGAAUAACUUUUGGGUUGCCAGGUUGUAAAUAACCCCUCUGUCUGGCAUUUAAUGUCCUCUGGAAUGGCCUUUAAGAUUAUACUUUUGAGUUUCCUGUUCAGCUGCACGAAAUCUGGACAAAAAUCUGCAACUUGUCAAGAUACAUGCUUUAAAAAUAAA